Molecule: messenger RNA, 2038 nt
Organism: Alligator mississippiensis (American alligator)
Lineage: Eukaryota; Metazoa; Chordata; Crocodylia; Alligatoridae
Gene: SCRN2
Product: secernin 2
Exons: 9
Coding region: 108-1385 (425 amino acids)
Biological process (GO): proteolysis
Molecular function (GO): cysteine-type exopeptidase activity; dipeptidase activity
Source: RefSeq, a predicted model, not a curated record
CUCCGGCCUUGUGCCUUGGCAGCCUCCGGCCACAGGGCGCCGCCGUCGCCGGCCGCAGCGGGUAGAAGCGGCGGCACUGGUGGCCGGGCCGGAGCAGGCUGCACAGGAUGGCUGAGCACAUCCCACCUGCACCUUCCUCCUGUGACUGCUUCGUGGCCCUCCCUCCAGCCACCGCCUCCCAGGCUGUGAUCUUUGGCAAAAAUUCAGACCGGCCCAGCAAUGAGGUCCAGGAAGUCGUCUACUUCCCUGCUGCAGCCUACCCCAAUGGGACCAAGGUGCAGUGUACAUACAUUGAGGUUGACCAAGCAGAGAAGACCCACGCGGUCAUCCUGAGCCGCCCGGCUUGGCUGUGGGGAGCGGAGAUGGGAGCCAAUGAGCAUGGGGUCUGCAUUGGGAAUGAAGGUGUGUGGACCAAGGAGCCUGUUGGAGAGGAGGAGGCUCUGCUGGGAAUGGACCUGGUCAGGCUAGGUUUGGAGAGGGGCCGUUCAGCCCAUGAAGCUGUGCAGGUGAUCACAACUCUGCUGGAGCGCUAUGGCCAAGGAGGCAGCUGCAAGGAGGAGCCCACCCCUUUCAUCUAUCAUAACACCUUCCUGCUGGCAGACCGGACCGAAGCUUGGGUGCUGGAGACGGCUGGCCUGUAUUGGGCAGCUGAGAAAAUCAGAGAAGGGGCCCGAAAUAUCUCCAACCAGCUGAGCAUUGGCACAGACAUCGCUGCUGAGCACAUGAAGCUGAGGCACCAUGCCCAGAGCCAGGGCUGGUGGAGUGGGGAUGGGGAGUUCAACUUUGCUGAGAUCUUCUCACUCAGCCAUCAGCCUGUCCGCAUGGAGGCAGCCAAGGCUCGGUACUGUGCUGGCCGGGAGCUGCUGCAGCAGCAUGCAGGCCACAUCACGGUGGAGACCAUCAUGGGCAUCCUUAGGGACAAGGCCAGCGGGAUCUGUGUGGACUCAGAGGGCUUCUGCACCACGGGUAGCAUGGUGUCCAUCCUUCCCCAGGACCCAGCUUUGCCCUGUAUCCAUUUCUUUACAGCCACACCUGAUCCUUCCAGGUCUGUGUUUAAACCCUUUGUCUUCGUUGCCAAUGUAACACCAGUGCCCCAGGUGAGGUCUCCAAGCUUUGGUGCUGAGGAUCCUGUCAAGAAGGUCCCUCGAUUCCAGAGCAGAGUCGAUCGGAGGCAUGAACUCUAUCGGGAGCACCAAGCUGCAGUGAAGCUCAUGCAGACAGGCCAGGAGCGGGGCCAAAAGCUCCAGCAGACCAUGCAAGAUCUGGAGAUGCAGGGCCUGGAGGCUGUAAAGGAGAUGCUGGCAGGUGGUAUCACCCUGGACCCAGAGGAGCUAGAAGACCUCUUCUUUGACUGUAUAGACACGGAGAUCAAAUUCUACAAAUAAGCCCCACAGCAGCUUGGAGUACUUCAGACAAAUGCAAGCCCCUUGCCGCUGUCCCAGUCCUGACUCCUCACCUCACAUCUGAACACUGCUUCUUUAACUGGACCAGAGCUGCCCACCACUGCACAGUAGCAGCUUCAAGCCAUGUGGGUUGUCACUCUGCUGCCAUGUUGGGGCUGACGCUGGACUGGAGGUAACACCUUUGGACUGGAAUUUCCUGACCUGGCCAUGCCCAGCCCUCCCCCAGCAAUGUGAGCCACCACCUCUUCUCUCUUACUACUUGUCAUUCUCUUGGAGUCCAGAAUUUCAAUGGUGGCCUCCUCAUUUUAAUGGGCUGCUGGUACUGAGUAUCCUGAUAUGGGAUCAGGAGAACUGGAAAAAGGGAGAGCCUCAGCUAGGUGGGUGGGUCUGAAUUUGGUGGCUGGGCUACCUGUACUCACCUUGCUCUUUCCUUGGAGGAAGUGCUGCUAAGCUAGUAGCCUUCCAUCCUCUAUAGAAUGGAGAUGAUCCCUACCUACCCAUGGAGAACGAAGGAGCUGAUGUCUUUACAAACUGUCUACUGAGCAGCACUUACCCCCAACCUCCUCUUAUCCCCUGAGAGAUUGGGACACAAGGCCACAGGCAAAUAAGCUAAAAUAAAGGGGCUUUACAUGUCA